Molecule: messenger RNA, 514 nt
Organism: Acaulospora morrowiae
Lineage: Eukaryota; Fungi; Glomeromycota; Glomeromycetes; Diversisporales; Acaulosporaceae
Source: the annotation of a GenBank genome assembly
AUGUCCUAUGUUCAAAAUGACGAUACACCACAAAGCAAUGAAUUUUUUUGUAAGGAGGGUGAUAAUAAUGAAAUAUAUAAUAGGCAACAAAAAUCUCAUUCAAUAGACACUCAAAACUUAGAUCAGUUACCAUCAAUUUCACCGGAACCUCAUGUCGAUGAAAUGAAAUUGUCGAUAGACGAACUAUCAUCGCAAGACAAUGGUAAAAUUGAAAAUGAAGAUAAUUUGUUAGAAAAUGGACUCGAGAAAAUCGAGUUCGCAUCGCCAUUGUCUGUUGCUACUACGGCGGCAGCGACAGCAACGACAUCAUCAAAUGAAAAAGAAGAAUCGUCAUCAAACGAUAAGGAAGACGUUAUCAGUAUGGAGAUGGACGGGGCUUUAGCACAAUUGGUGUCAAUGGGCUUUGAAAUUACCAUUGCACGGGUUGCCUUGAAAAAGAACGAAGGUCGAGAUUUUGAUACAGUCGUCCACUGGUUAUUACAGCAGAAGGAUGAAGAAAAACAGAAAUCCAAAG